Molecule: messenger RNA, 1519 nt
Organism: Topomyia yanbarensis
Lineage: Eukaryota; Metazoa; Arthropoda; Insecta; Diptera; Culicidae
Product: BTB/POZ domain-containing protein 6-like
Exons: 2
Coding region: 270-1379 (369 amino acids)
Biological process (GO): neurogenesis
Cellular component (GO): cytosol
Molecular function (GO): protein binding
Source: RefSeq, a predicted model, not a curated record
GUCACUUUAACAUUUAUCCCUCAGCUCUUUGCAUAAUAUGCUAGUUAAAACCACCGUCUUUCGAUCUGUACUGUAAAAUAAGUGAAAAGUGUUAUAGUGACGCCGUAAAAAUCGAAAGAGAAAGUAUAAACAGAGAGUAACUCAUUGCAGAUAUGACGUUUUGAAAAAACGCUCAAGAAAUCACUAUAUGAUGGGAGGCAUUUUCGAAAGCAGGAGUAGUAUUCAAAAUCAAGUUAAGUUGUAGACAACAAAACACCCUCACAGCGACAAUGUCAUCAGAAAACACAAUGCCAAGUACAACUCGUGAGAUCGUCAGUCCGAUACACCAUGAACCAGGAACGGAUCGCCGAGAGUUUCUGAUCAACAACGGUGUCAUGUCGGAUGUCACCUUCCUAGUGGGACCAGACAGGCAGCGAAUCUACGGUCAUAAGUUGAUUCUAAUGAGCGCUGCGGAUCAUUUCUUCGGUCUGUUUCAGAACUCGAAAGCCACCGAAAUUCCACUGGAAGACGUUGAGCCGAGCGUUUUUCUGGAUAUAUUACGGUUCCUGUACUGCGAGAAGAUCGUUUUUACGAUCGAGAAUGCUCGUGAAAUUUACUUGCAAUCGAGAAAGUGGUCCCUGGAAAAGGUGAUGGAAGCGGCGAUCAAUUUUCUGAACCAGUACAUCGAUUCGACUAAUGUGCUUAAGGUGCUGCGGGAAAAUCGUGUUUAUGACAUGAAGAUGGUUGAAGAGAAGUGUUUGGAAAUAAUUUGCGAGAAUCCCUUCCGUUACACCGAGCAAGAGGGUUUCAGGUUGUUGGACCGCGAAUCGCUUAAACUAAUAGUUACUGCUAAGACAAUCAAUUGUUCGAAAGAUCAAUUGAUGGGUGUUUUGGAUGCGUGGCAGGAGGUGCAGAAUAAAGAGGAUGUCGCCGAUUUAAGAGCAGCUAUCAAAGGCUCUAAUCCAUUAUUUGACUGUGAUCAACUUAGGUUUUUUGGUUACCUCAAUAGCGGUUAUGUUCCGCAAGGGUCAUUUCACCUCACCUCCUCUAAUCGCCGCGUCAGCGGUAUACGAUUGAUUGGAUUAGGAGUGAUUUACUUCUCGCAAGAAAAGAACGUCACUGUGACCGUAAGCUGCGCAUCCGGAGAAUCUGAUAUCGAGAAAACUUGUGCCUUCAGAAACCCUUGUAUGUCUACAGUGAACGUAGCUGAUAUUUUCUUCGAACAUUUGGAAAUAGAAGUUGGAUAUAGUAUUAGUGUGACUGUUAAGUUCUCAACUAAUGUAGAUUAUUUUCACUUUGCUUUUUACGAACUUUAUCAUAGACACAUCUCCAUAUCGUCUAAGAAGAUAACGCCGCCUAUCGCUUAUUUUCACUAUAAAGAAAUAGAACAAAAGUGGUAAAUUGCACUCGUCUAACGAGAUAUACAAUACAUAGGAAAUAAAUGAACUCUUAAUCAUACAAGCAAAAACUAAUUAUGUUAUCUCUCAGACUUACAGCUUAUAACCCGUCAGGGGUAAUAAAUUAGUAUUAGAUGGAAAAA